AUGGAUGAACGGCAAAUGUUCAUGUCAUCAUCGGCACCAUUUUACGUGCCUUCACUUUUUCCGAGCCCGUCAGGCUCGGCUCAUGUUCUCGAUCAAUUGGAGUUGCCCGGUUUGAACAUUAGUUCAGGUUCGACUAGUGGGCUUAUUGGUGAUCGGGGGACAAUGCUGCCGGAAAAUUCGUCGGAAAAUGUUGUCGCGGAAAAUAUCGGCAAGAACAAAAGAAGAAAUGUUUCUAAAAGCACGAAGCCGAGUGUGCCGCGGUUCGUGUUUCAAACGAGGAGCGAAGAGGACGUGCUUGAUGAUGGUUAUCGAUGGAGAAAGUACGGACAAAAAUCUGUUAAGAAUAGCAAGUUCCCCAGAAGCUAUUACCGGUGCACUCACCCGAUGUGCAACGUUAAGAAACAAGUUCAGAGGCUAAGUAACGACAGUGGUACGGUUACAACAACGUACGAAGGAGUUCACAAUCAUCCGUGCGAGAAGAUCAUGCAAACACUAACCCCACUUUUACAACAGAUUCACCUCCUCACCACAGCUAAUCCUAAUCCUAAUCCUAAUCUUGAGUUGUAA
Messenger RNA from Striga hermonthica, 567 nucleotides. NCBI's taxonomy places the organism in Eukaryota, Viridiplantae, Streptophyta, Magnoliopsida, Lamiales, Orobanchaceae. The record is from the annotation of a GenBank genome assembly.